AUGUGGCGAGCACUCCCGCUCUUGAUCUGCGCCGCGGUCGCCCUCCGCGCAGGUGAGUUUCGUUCAAAUGCCGGGCGACCGGCGACAGGCCGAGCCAUUCAAAGACCCUUCCGCUUUUCAGAUGCCGACAACAAAUCUUCCUUCUACAGAAGGCCUCAUUGCAGUGGCACCACCUUGUCCCGAGCGUGCCCGCUGGAUUACUCGCCAGUGUGCGGGAGCGACGGCGUCACGUACCCCAAUGAAUGCGCUCUGUGCGUCCGCAGACUGGAUGCCUUUCCCGUCACUUGCCAGCCCCCGCCCGUCGAGGAAAAACAUCCCAUUUUCACGGGCAUCGGUGCACCGGCCCAAACCGUCGCACAUCCAUCUACACUGGCCGAGCGCCUCACGCGUAAGGAAACGGCUCUGGAGAUGGUCGUCACGGCGACGCUGGACGCCGACACGGCGGUGGAAACGCUUCUGGCCGCCAUCCAUUUGGAAAGGUACCACACCUUUUUCCAGAAAGCCGGCCUUUUGUCGGCCGCCGACGCGGUCCACCUGGAUCACGACGCGUUGGUCAGCCUGGGAAUCACGGCCACUGGACAUCGCAAACGGAUCCUAGGACUUCUGUCACGGGUCCAGAAACGGGAAGCUCCGGCGGCCGAGCGACGGAGUUUCGCGAGUGACUCGCGGGCGCCGAACGGCGGGGGGCUCGCGGCGCCGUCCGAGGAUGGCCCGGGUCCCGACGUGGCCUCUGCGCAGAAGCCGGUGCCCAAACCCAGAACCGUGUUCAACCGGCGUCGCACCGCGCCCGUUGAGUUUCACCCCCUUGCCGCGUCCCCGGAACGGAGGCUCUCCCGGGAGUCGGGUCGCUUCCCAAUGUUAGACGGCGUGAACUCGCCUCCGUCCUCGCCUACGUGGAAUUCCCACCAGGUGGAGAAGGAGGCACCUUCGGACGGGUCGGGCCUCUCUUUGCCGCCCGUUCCGCCGAGGCUGGCCCGUACGAUUCCGAUACCAGAGGGGCCUUGGCCUUCCUCUCCCACGAGAGCCUGCUCGAAGCGGUUGUUUUGCGCUCCGCUUUCUGCCGCGCUUCCUGCUUCCCAUUCACCUUCAUCUCCGAAGUCCGAAUACGAGUCCGCCGGGAUGGAGAUGAUUGGCAACGACAUCUACUGGGGCGCCGCGGCGUCGCCCGGACAAAUGGCCGACGGGGACCGAAGAAACAGCGGCGAGACUUUAAGCCGCAAUUCGUCAGGAUCGGCCAGAGAUGAGCCCGUCCUCCUGGACGAUGCUGUCGGUCCCUACUGCGAAAGCCUUUUCCAAAGAAGCGGAGUCGACGGCCAGGGGCCGCGCGCCGAGGACGGCGGCUCCAUCGCAGAACCGCCCCCGGAUGGUGACGAAGACCAGAAAAUUUCGCCGUACGCCAGCUACGCCUCUGUCAGCGAUAGGGCCGCGCCCGUCAUCAGCGGUUGGCUGGACAAACUCUCGCCGCAGGGGAACUAUGUUUUCCAGAAGCGCUUUGUCAAGUUUGAUGGAAAAAACCUCACGUACUACGGAAACGAAAAGGACGUGUACCCGAAAGGAGUCGUCCCGUUGGCUGCCAUCCAAAUGGCCCGUCCCUCCAAAGACAACAAAUUUGAAAUUGUGACAAGUCAGCGCAUCUUUGUUUUUAAGGCCGAUAACGAGGCGCUGAGGCGGCAUUGGGUGUCAACGCUGCAGGACCACGUUCGAGACCAGCUAGUGUUCGGGAGAGGCUGGUUGGGCCCUGGCCCUCACUGUCAGAAGCAUGGCUUCCUGGAGCUGAAAGGAACCAAGUCCAAAGUUUACGUGGCCAUCAACACGGAGCAGAUUUGGCUAUACAAAAGCCAACAGUGCUUUCGAGCCGGGAUCGGCAUCACGACGAUCGAGGCCCGCGGCGCCACCAUUCGAGAUGGGAAAAACAGGAGUUUUGACCUCAUCACGCCCUACAGAACCUUCAGCUUGACGGCCGACUCGGAUCGGGAGAAGCGCGACUGGACAGAGGCCCUUCAGGAAGCAAUUGCCGAGACCCUCUCCGACUACGAGGUCGCGGAAAAGAUCUGGUCCAACCGCUCCAACCGGACGUGCGCCGACUGCCGGGCCGUCAACCCCGACUGGGCCUCCAUCAACUUGUGUGUGGUCAUCUGCAAGAACUGCGCCGGCCAGCACAGAGGUCUGGGCACCAUGGUUUCCAAAGUUCAGAGUCUGAAACUGGACACCAGCGUGUGGAGCAACCAGAUCGUGCAGCUCUUUAUCAUGUUGGGGAACGACCGCGCUAACGAGUUCUGGGCAGCCCACCUGCCCCAGUCGGAAGGGCUGGACUGCGACGCCACACCAAGUCAGAGGCGAGACUUCAUCGGACAGAAGUACCGAGACGGCCGCUUCCGACUGGACCAUCCCGCUUUCGCAACCCAGGAGCAGCUACUCAAGGUCUUAUGUUCAGCGGUCUCUGAACACACGCUGCUCAAAACUGUCACGCACAUCUUCUCUGAGGCCAUACAAUAUCACCUGACCGCCAACGCUCACGGACGACAACCAACCCGAGGCCUGCUAGAUCCCUACCCCUCCUCGGAUCCCGCCGUCUACGAUGAGAUCAUGAAGACUGUUCUUUAUUCGGGCUUCCUCUUCAGGUCCAAUUGCACCGGCAGAGGGACGCUUUCCCGCAGAUCCCGAGAAGACUUCCAGAAGUUCUGGUGCACUGUGGUGGAUCAAUCGCUACUCUUCUACCAUUCGGAGCGAUCGGCAGAAACGUGCAUGGAGAUUAGCCUCAAGGACGUAGCCUGUUUGGGAGUCGGUCGACCCGACUCCUCCGACGGUUUUGUAGACAGGUUCCGCUACACCUUUGAGCUGUAUUUGACCUCGGACAAAGUCUAUCAGUUUGGCGUAGAGACGGCCGAGGCUCUCCAAACCUGGACCAGUUGCAUCGGGAAGGUCGCAACGCCGCUCAGCUGUCAUUGCCUGCUCACUCGGGAGUUUGAGCGCAUCGGGCGCCUGCGGUACCGGGCCAUGCUGGACCCUCAGCAGUGGAAGGAGGCGCACUUUGUUCUGCAGAAGUCCAACCUCUUCAUCUGCCCCCAGAACGACGGUGCCGCCGAAGACAUCAUCAACCUGAAGCGCCUCCAAGAGCUGAGCGUCACUUCGGAAAACCUCCUCCACGAGAAGGGAGAUGUCCUGGUUUUGGUGGAGAAGGGGAGGACGUUCCACCUGCGGGGCAUCGGCCGGGCCGACUUCAGAUCGUGGUACUCCGACAUUCAACGGGCCGGCGGCGGAAAGGGGAACGCGCUGCGAGAGCAACAGCUGAGCAGGAACGACAUCCCCAUAAUCGUGGACAGCUGCAUCGCCUUCGUCACGCAGUACGGUCUGGGCCACGAGGGGAUUUAUCGCAAGAACGGAGCCAAGUCCCGAAUCAAACUACUCAUGGAGGAGUUCCGAAAAGAUGCCCGGAACGUCAAGCUGCGCAUCGGAGACCACUUCAUCGAGGACGUGACGGACGUCCUCAAGCGCUUCUUCAGGGAAAUCGACGACCCCGUCUUUGUGGCCGAUCUCCACCCGCUUUGGCAGGAGGCCGCUAAAAUCCAGCUGAAAGGUACUAGGUUAGACCGCUACAAGGAGAUCAUACGGACCCUUCCGCGGGUCAACAGGAUGACUUUGGCGUCGCUGGUCAGCCACCUCUACAGGGUCCAGAAAUGCGCCAACCUCAACCAGAUGUGCACCAAGAACCUGUCGCUGCUCUUCGCUCCCAGCCUCUUCCAGACGGAUGGCAAAGGAGAACACGAAGUGAAAAUUGUGGAAGAUCUCAUCGACAACUACCUGUACAUCUUUGACAUCGACGAGGAGCACCAGAAUCAGAUGGAGUUGGAGAUCAGCCUCAUCACCUCCUGGAAGGACACUCAAUUGUCUCAGGCAGGAGAUCUGAUCAUCGAGGUCUACCUGGAGACCAAGACGUCAGACAGUUGCGUUACACUUAAAGUGUCGCCCAACAUGUGUGCCGAAGAGCUGACCAAUCAGGUUCUCUAUAUGAGAAACGUCCCCGCCGGAGACAGGGAUGUCUGGAUGACGUUUGAAGUUAUCGAGGACGGCCAGCUGGAGCGUCCGUUGCACCCCAAAGAGAAAGUUUUAGAACAAGCGCUGCAGUGGUGCAAGAUGGCCGACCCUAGCUCCGCCUACCUGCUGGUGAAGAGGGUCCCUAAAGGAAACGGCAUCGACAUCCUAACUUCCUACAAGAGUGACCUAACGAAAGUCGGGGUGCUGAGGUGUCGUGAGGAGCCCCCGAAACUGCUUCAGGGAAACAAGUUCCAGGAGAGAAGCUUCCAGGUCAAGAAGAACAAACUACUGCUGCUUAAAGACAAGAAGAGCCUUAAAGCAGAGAAGGAGUGGUCUCUGAAGAACAUGAAGGUCUACAUGGGGGUGCGCAGGAAACUCAAAGCUCCGACUAGGUGGGGCUUCACCUUGACGUCGCCCAAACAUCAGCUGUUCCUGUGCUGCCCGAGCGAAGCCGACUUGUGGGACUGGGUGAGCGGUCUCCUCAGAGCUCAGAACAAGGAGCCGGGCCCCCCCGUCCUUAGACGUCACUCGUCGUCCGACAUCGCCAAGCAAAAGUUCGGCACCAUGCCGCUGGUUCCCAUCCGAGGGGACGAGAGCAACCGCGGCAUGUUGUCGGCCAAUCGUACGCUGAGGAAGCUUCACGACCGCAGGACGCUGUCGAUGUUCUUUCCGAUGAAGGUGCAGCAGGACGGCGCGGAGGAGUGCCGCCGGUCUCCGGAACCGCUCUACGAGGAGGUGGGCGACUUUGGUCUGCAGGUGCUCAAAUCCCUGGAGAGCAGCUUCCUGUGCGGCGCUGGAGACGCGCGGGAGCUCCCGGACCUUCCGCCGGCGCUUUCCAUCGCGUGCGCUGACCCGGAACCGGACUCGCCGCCGUCUCGUCCGCAGACCGUCUGCACGCCGGCGCAGGAGCUGCUCCUAAGGGAAAUGUCGUCCGCGUUCGGCGGGAAGGCCGACCUCGAGGAAGAACGCCUCUGA
Molecule: messenger RNA, 5010 nt
Organism: Nerophis lumbriciformis (worm pipefish)
Lineage: Eukaryota; Metazoa; Chordata; Actinopteri; Syngnathiformes; Syngnathidae
Source: RefSeq, a predicted model, not a curated record